Messenger RNA from Racocetra fulgida, 393 nucleotides. Lineage: Eukaryota; Fungi; Glomeromycota; Glomeromycetes; Diversisporales; Gigasporaceae. The record is from the annotation of a GenBank genome assembly.
AUCGUCCUAUGUCUCUUUCACGCCUUAUGAGAUCUAUAAAUUCGUCUAUUUAUUUCAGUGACGAUGUUCAUCUCACUAUAAACUUAGAUCGAAGUGCUGAUCCUGUCACUGUAAAAUUUAGCCAAAUAUUAAAAUGGCCUUUUGGACAAAAAAGCAUUCGAUACCGCAUACAACAAGGCGGUUUGAUUAAUGCCGUGGUGGAAUCUUAUAAUCCUACUACAAAUGAUGAUUACGCUAUAAUAUUAGAAGUUUCUCCAUUCUACUAUAUAUGGGCAAAAUACACUGUCUUAAAAUAUAGAUAUGAUACUAAUCGAAAUUUAGUCGCAUUAUUUUUCCCUGAAAUAUGGCGUGAAUUUCAGCAUUAUUUGAGUUCUAGAUUAACUGACCUUUUUG